Molecule: messenger RNA, 2926 nt
Organism: Ricinus communis (castor bean)
Lineage: Eukaryota; Viridiplantae; Streptophyta; Magnoliopsida; Malpighiales; Euphorbiaceae
Product: boron transporter 1
Exons: 12
Coding region: 541-2694 (717 amino acids)
Biological process (GO): monoatomic ion homeostasis; monoatomic anion transport; transmembrane transport
Cellular component (GO): plasma membrane
Molecular function (GO): solute:inorganic anion antiporter activity
Source: RefSeq, a predicted model, not a curated record
UUGAUCCGCACUGCUGUCUGCACCAAAUCUACCUUCCCUUUCUUUUCCUGACCACGAACAAGCUUUUAUUUCUAUAUAAUUAGGAGCCUGCCAUUCUAGCAAAGCACCAUCACAUUGCCACCAAUAAGUAUAUCAAGAAGCUUGGAUGCUCCUGUCUGCGGUGACCGACCCACCAAAUUCUGUCCUGAGCUAAAAAUUCUUGUAAUUUGCAAUCUUUGACACUUUACAAGUCAUUGAAUCUUGUUGUCUAGUUAAUCCUGCGUUACAUAUAUCAAUCUUUCCUGCAGUUUGAUCCUGCAUUCAUUUUGGUCUCAAGUCUCAACCCCUUCUGAAAGUUGACCUUAAUAUUAUUGAGUGAUGUAAAUUUUAUCACAGACCAACUGUUUCUCAAUGGCAAAUUCAUCAAGCCCGUAAAAGCCUAUAUUCUCACCUUCUUAGUGUUUGAGCCUUACCCUUUUGCAGACAACAGAAAAAAAGAAGAAAAUAGAGUUCUUUUCUUUUAUAAAACAAAAAUUCUUGAGCUCUCGUUGUGAUAAAAUCAUGGAAGAGACUUUCGUCCCUUUGCGCGGAAUCAAGAAUGAUCUUCGGGGAAGAUUAUUGUGUUAUAAGCAAGACUGGACCAGCGGAUUCAAAGCAGGUCUCAGGAUUCUGGCUCCCACCACUUACAUAUUCUUUGCUUCAGCGAUUCCAGUCAUUUCAUUUGGGGAACAACUGGAGAGAAAUACUGAUGGAGUAUUGACAGCGGUUCAAACCCUAGUAUCAACUGCAGUGUGUGGGAUCAUACACUCUGUCAUUGGAGGUCAACCUCUACUGAUUUUAGGAGUCGCAGAGCCUACUGUCAUCAUGUACACAUUUAUGUUUAACUUCGUCAAGGAGAGACCUGAUUUGGGCCGGGAUUUGUUUCUAGCAUGGACUGGCUGGGUAUGCGUCUGGACCGCAAUCCUGCUUUUCUUGCUGGCUAUCCUAGGAGCCUGUUCCAUUAUCAAUAGGUUUACCCGGGUGGCAGGGGAGUUGUUUGGUCUUCUUAUCGCAAUGCUGUUCAUGCAGCAAGCUGUUAAAGGACUCGUCGAUGAAUUUCGCAUCCCACAAAGGGAAGAUCGAAAAUCAAUAGAGUUUAUAGCUUCUUGGAGGUUUGCAAAUGGAAUGUUUGCUUUAGUUCUUUCAUUUGGCCUGCUGUUCACUGCACUAAGAAGCAGAAAGGCAAGGUCAUGGCGCUAUGGGACUGGUUGGCUUAGAAGCUUGAUGGCAGAUUAUGGUGUGCCCCUCAUGGUAUUAGUGUGGACAGGUGUUUCCUAUAUUCCAUCCGGAAGCGUUCCAAAAGGGAUCCCUCGCCGUCUUUUCAGCCCCAAUCCAUGGUCCCCUGGUGCAUAUGAGAAUUGGACUGUCAUUAAAGACAUGCUAAAUGUUCCAGUAUUCUACAUAAUCGGGGCUUUUAUUCCUGCAACGAUGAUUGCAGUGCUUUACUACUUUGAUCAUAGUGUAGCAUCUCAACUUGCUCAACAGAAAGAGUUCAAUCUGAGAAAGCCACCUUCUUACCACUAUGACUUGCUUCUUCUGGGGUUCUUGACUUUAUUAUGUGGGCUUCUUGGAAUUCCUCCAUCAAAUGGAGUCAUCCCACAGUCCCCAAUGCAUACAAAGAGUUUGGCCACUCUUAAGCAUCAGUUGCUUCGCAGUCGACUUGUUGCAACAGCACGCCAAAGUAUAAGAAAGAACGCCAGCUUGGGACAAUUGUAUGGAAAUAUGAAAGAAGCUUAUCAGCAAAUGCAGACACCAUUGAUCUACCAACAGCCCUCUGAAGGUCUGAAAGAAUUUAAAGAAUCGACCAUCCAAGUAGCUUCCUGUACUGGCCAUAUUGACGCCCCAGUUGAUGAGACAGUAUUUGACAUCGAAAAGGAGAUAGACGAUCUAUUGCCUGUUGAAGUGAAAGAACAGCGUCUGAGUAACUUGCUUCAAGCCACAAUGGUUGGAGGAUGUGUUGCAGCCAUGCCUUUUCUUAAAAAGAUCCCAACUUCAGUCCUCUGGGGUUACUUUGCCUUCAUGGCUAUUGAAAGCUUGCCUGGAAAUCAAUUCUGGGAAAGGAUAUUACUUCUCUUCACCGCACCGAGCAGAAGAUACAAGGUUCUUGAGGAGUAUCAUGCCACGUUUGUGGAAACAGUGCCUUUCAAGACAAUUGCAAUGUUUACAAUCUUCCAAACAUUUUAUUUGCUGAUAUGUUUUGGUCUAACUUGGGUUCCAAUAGCCGGCGUCAUGUUUCCCCUGAUGAUCAUGCUUCUAGUUCCAGUAAGACAAUACUUCCUUCCAAAAUUAUUUAAAGGAGCACAUCUUCAGGACUUAGAUGCGGCAGAGUAUGAAGAGGCACCAGCUUUACCAUACACUCUUGCAACAGAGUCAGAGCUAGGAGCAGGAGCUGUUCAGGCAGGAGAUGGAGAGAUUUUAGACGAGGUUAUAACUAGAAGUCGCGGAGAGUUCAGGCAUAUGAGCAGUCCUAAAAUCACAAGCUCAACUGCAACACCUGCAAAUGAUCCAAAAAGCCAUCAAAGCCCUCGUUUCUCAUCCUCAUAUAGUCCAAGAUUAAGUGAACUAAGAGGGGAGAAAAGUCCCAAGGCAAGUGGAAAAGGGGCUAAGAGUCCAAGAACUCCAGAACUAGGACUGUCUAAGCUAGGGAAGAGUCCUUCAAGUUCUGCACAAAAUUAGUGCAGAAAAUUUGGUAUCUCUAGCUGUUAGUAAGUUGAGGUAAUUUGGAUUGGUUUAUUUGCUUUAAGUGUCUCGUUUUGGUUGGAAUUGCUGUAAAAUCUUGGUUCUUAAAUGCUCUUAGAUGUCUUUUAGAGCAAGUCUGCAAACUUCGACAAGUAUACUAAUGUAUAUUGCUCAUUUCCAGAGUAAUCUGUUAAUAUCUGAAUUAAUCAAGAUAGUGCUUUAAACUAAA